AUGUUGGGUUUAAAUCAUUCUUUUAGGUUUGCAAGAAGAAUAUUAAGCUUUAUCUUACCAUUAUUUUUAAAAAAUGUCAUUAAAAGUGUGUGCUCUUUUAUUAUUCUGAACAUUUUUUUAACAUAUUUGUUAAUGUUUGCAAUUGUGAAUAAUAUUGUUUUGCAUAUUGCCAAAAAAAAUAGAAAUUAUUAUUUUAGAGAUACUAGAUCAUCAUUAACUAAAAUUUUACCAAAAAAAUUUAGGUCAAUUAUUAAGAAACAUACAUCAAAUCUCUUUUUAGUAAAGAAUACAAGUAGUAAAGAUUUGAAUAUUAAAAUUAUCAAUGAGAUUGAUAAUGACAUUGCCAAUAAUAUUGUUUAUGACCAUUAUGUUACUGAUGUUGAUAAAAUAGAAUAUGAAAAGGAUGACGAUUGCAUAGGUGAAAUUGAAAAUGAAGAGAAUCCUUUCAAGAAUUCAUUUGAAAACUUGACAAAACAUGAUAAAUUUUUAAUUUCUGAUUUAAACUAUUAUUUCCAAAAAUAUAAUAUUGAUAUUGAAACUAUUGAAAUCGAAACUGAUGAUGGCUUUAUUAUUGAAUUAUGGCAUUUGAUUCCCAACUCUAAUUCAAAUAUUAAAACACAUGGUCAUCCAGUUUUGUUAUUACAUGGUUUAUUACAAAGUAGUGGUUCUUUUGCAUCUUCUGGUAAAAAAUCGUUGGCAUAUUUCCUAUGUACAUCUGGUUAUGAUGUUUGGUUAGGUAAUAAUAGAUGUGGUUUUGAACCAAAAUAUAAUCAUUCAAAACUUAAAAAAGAUGAUGUUUGGGAUUGGGAUGUAAAAGAAAUGAUUAAAUAUGAUUUAAGAGCAAUGAUUGAGAAAAUUUUAGUUGACACUGAUUACCAAAAAUUAACUUUGGUCGGUCAUUCACAAGGUACUGCGAUAUCCAUUUACGGUUUGAUUAAUGGUGAAGACAUAUUUGAAGAUGGUUUUAGAUUAAUUGAUAAAAUUGAAAAUUUUGUUGCUUUAGCACCCGCUGUCUAUCCAGGUCCAUUACUAGAAGAUAAAUUGUUCAUUAGAUUGUUAAGGGAUUACAUUAAUAACGACAUAUGUUUUGGUACUAAAUCAUUUCUCCCAAUAAUGAUGUUUGUUAGAAAUUAUUUUGAAAAAAGAGUAUUUGCAUAUUUAUGUUACACUAUGUUUAAUUAUUUAUUUGAUUGGAAUGAUAAAUUAUGGAAUAACAACAUUAGAAAUAGACACUUUAUGUUUUCGCCAGUUUACGUAUCAGUUAAGUUAAUGAAAUGGUGGUUAUCUCCUGAUGAGAAUGAUCAUAGUUUUAUUCGCAAUUCCGACAUAAUGUUUCCAGAUAGCAAAGUUUGGUUUCCAAUCAAAGAUGAUGUCAAGAAAUCCAAUAGAAAAAUUUUAGAAACCCAUACUAAUGCUCCUAAAGGCUCAUUAAAUGACCUUCCUAAUCUAUUAUUCUUUGUCCUAAAGCAAGAUAGAUUAGUGGAUGGAGAAAGGUUAAUUAAUCAUUUGAUUAAUUAUGAAGACCAUAACUUAUUCAAGAUUUGGUAUAUUGAAGAAUAUUCUCAUAUGGAUGUAUUAUGGGCAAAUGAUAUCAUUGAGAGAGUUGGCAGGCCUUUAAUUAAUAAUCUAAGAGAACCAAAACAAAAUAUGCAUAAUUUGAUUGAAUCUGUUUCUAUAUCUAAUUUUAUCAGUAAAGCUGAAGAUAACGCUGAAACUGAAUAUGAGGCUAUAGAUUCCGAUUCAGAACUCAUUUCAACUGAAGAAAUCAUUUCUGUUCCUUCUCCAGAAUUUAUUUCUAAAUUGACAAAUUCAACUAUCAGUAAUCUUAGAAGUGGAAACAGUAUCGAUGGUGAUAAAAGUGAAACCGAAAUUGAAGAAACUGAGAAUGAAACUGAAAUUCAAAAUACGAUUAAAAACAAAAAACUCACAGUGAUAGAGUCAAACAUCUAA
Molecule: messenger RNA, 1950 nt
Organism: Tetrapisispora phaffii CBS 4417
Lineage: Eukaryota; Fungi; Ascomycota; Saccharomycetes; Saccharomycetales; Saccharomycetaceae
Exons: 1
Coding region: 1-1950 (649 amino acids)
Biological process (GO): lipid metabolic process
Source: RefSeq, a predicted model, not a curated record